AUGAGUCCGGAAAAGCGGCGGGAGGCAAAAGAUGAGGUGGACUCCGUUCUUCUUUCUGCGUCCAAGAUCCUGAAAUCCUCUGAGGGCGUGAGGGACAGCGGUGGCAGUGAAGCAGAAUAUGGCUGCCUAUCAGAGUCAGAAAAUCAAAUCCAACCACAAUCAGCACUUAAAGUCCUUCAGCAUCAGUUGGAAUCAUUUCAGGCUCUGCGAAUGCAGACUUUGCAGAAUGUUAGCAUGGUACAGUCUGAAAUCAGUGAAAUAUUGAAUAAAAGUAUUAUUGAAGUAGAAAACCCACAAUGUAGCUCAGACAAAAAUCUAGUAUUCAGCACACGCAUUGAAAAGGAUUUGCCUAUGGAGAAUCAAAAAGAAGUCCUCUCUGUGGAGAAAAUGCAUCAUUUUGAAGAUUCCAGGACUCUUCAUUCAGUGGAAGAAAAUUUCAGUAAUAAUAAUGUUAAUGGUCUUUCUCAAAGUAUAAAUAUUCCAUCCCAGAUACACUUUAAGGACAUAAUAACCCCAAGAACUUCAACAGACAGUUCAUCUUCAAACAUAAUUAUAAAGCCUUUGGAAAAUUCUGAAGCGUUGAAGAGUUAUAAUAACCUUUAUAGUUUUCUACGUACUGUACCUCAAAAUGUGGUGUCUCAAGCUGAUACAGUAAUUCUGGAUAAAUCCAAAAUUACUGCACCUUUUCUCAAGCAUGGAUUUUGUGAAAAUUUGGAUGAUAUUUGCUAUUCUAUCAAACAAAUGAAGGAAGAGCUUCAAAAGUCACAUGAUAGGGAAUUAGCACUUACUAAUGAACUUCAAAUGUUAAAAACUGAUACAAAUAUUCAAAGUAAUAGUAAAUAUGACCCGCCCCCUAUUCACAAGGAAAAAAUUAAUUUUAUUAAGGAAGAAAACACAGAAGGUAACUUACAUGAAGAUAUAAAAUCAAAGAGGAUUUCGGAAUUAGAGGCAUUAGUAAACAAAUUACUCCCACUCAGGGAAACUGUGUCAAAAAUCCAUGUGAAUUUUUGUAGGAAAUGUAAAAAGUUAUCUAAGAGUGAAGCACACAGGGGAAGAAAGAAUGAGAAAAACAAUAAAGAAAUUCCUAUCACAGGCAAGAGUAUUACAGAUUUAAAAUUCCAUUCCAGACUACCAAGACAUACAUUGUCAUUCCUUGACCAAACAAAACUUGAAAUGAAAGACAAGGAAAGGCAGCCAUUUGUAGCAAAACAAGGAUCAAUAAUAUUUGAAAAUGAGAAAACAUCCAGAGUCAAUUCUGUCACUGAACAGUGUGUUGCAAAAAUUCAGUACUUACAGAAUUACCUAAAAGAAUCUAUGCAGAUACAGAAAAAAGCCACAGAACUGGAGAAUGAAAAUCUAAGCCUUAAGUCCAAAAUAAAACCUCUUGUCUUGACCACACAAUCGCUGAUACAGAAAAUCGAAACAUAUGAAAAGCAGCUUAAGGAUCUUGUAGAAGAAAAGGAUAGUAUUCAAUCUAAGUUAAUUAAAACAGAAGAAGAUGGCAAGGAGUGUCUUAAAGAAUUAAAAAAAAUAAUAAGUAAAUAUAAUAUUCUCCAGGGCCAAAAUAAAACUCUAGAGGAAAAAAAUAGCCAGUUCUCCUUGGAGAAGCAGCAAAUGAUAGAAGCAUUAGAUCAGCUAAAAAGCAAGGAACACAAAACUCAAAGUAACCUGGCCAUUGUCAGUAAUGAAAACAAUCGAAUUAGUAUAGAAAUGGAAGCAAUGAAAACAAAUAUUCUGUUGAUUCAAGAUGAGAAACAAAUGUUAGAGAAAAAAGCAUACCAGCUUCUCCAGGAAAAAAGCUCACAUGAAAACGAAAUAAAAGAAAAGCAGCUAGAGAUAAUGCAGCUGAAAGAGAAAGAGAAAUUAGCAAAAACAGAACAAGAGACACUUGUUCACAUCAUAGAAACAGUUAACAAUGAAAAACUUAACCUUGAAACAACAUUACAAGAAUCUAUUGCUGCUAGACAAAUGCUGGAAAGAGAAAUUGAGAAUAUUCAAGCCUACCAGUCUACUGCAGAAGAGAAUUUUCUGAAAGAAAUAAAAAAUGCAAAAUCAGAAGCAAGUAUUUAUAAGAGCAACUUGACAGAAAUCGGCAAGGAAUGUGAAAUGUUAUCACAAAUGGUAAUGGAGAUUAAAAGAGAUAAUGAGAUUCUAAAAGAAGAACUCAAGAAACAUAGCCAAGAAAAUGUAAAAUUUGAAAACAGCAUCAGUAGACUUACCGAAGACAAAAUACUUUUAGAAAACUAUGUAAGAAGUAUAGAAAAUGAAAGGGAUGCCUUAGAAUUUGAGAUGCGGAAUCUUCAACGAGAAUAUUUAAGUUUAAGUGAUAAAAUCUGUAGUCAGCAUAAUGAGCUACCAAAAACAGUUUACAUUUCAAAGAGAGAGAAAUUCCAUUUUGGCAACUAUGAUACUUAUGAGAACGUGUCCAGGCCUAGGAGUAGGCCAUUAGCUCCUGAUUUGAAAGGAACUUCAAGUAAACUGUAUCAAUUGUUUCCAUCCAAAAUAUGUAAAUAA
Messenger RNA from Otolemur garnettii (small-eared galago), 2514 nucleotides. RefSeq names its product coiled-coil domain containing 110 (gene CCDC110). Bases 1 to 2514 code for a protein of 837 amino acids. The record is from RefSeq and is a predicted model, not a curated record. Lineage: Eukaryota; Metazoa; Chordata; Mammalia; Primates; Galagidae. Gene Ontology annotation, cellular component: cytoskeleton. The transcript has 7 exons.